GCAGCCCUGUUCAGGCCAGUGGGACAGAGAGACACAGAGCUGGCUCGGGCAGGCCAGGAAUCUUAUGCCCGGGUACCCUGAGGGCAGCCAUGGGCACGCUACUCCUCCUGGUCACCGUCUGCCCAUUGCUGUGGGCUUCGGUUCUCCAGCCUCUCGAUCCCAAUGGAGCCAACGUGUGUCACUCAGGAAGUGGCCUGGCCUCGCUGAGUUGCUGCGCGGGGUGGAAACAACGGGGCAACGACUGCACAAUCGCGAUCUGUGAAGGGGGGAGCUCCUGUCGCCCUGGAGAGCUCUGCAUCCGACCCCAGGAGUGUCGCUGUCCACACGGAUACUUCGGAGCCAACUGUGUCACCCGCUGUCCGGAGCAGUUCUGGGGCGCCGACUGCCGGGAGCUCUGCUCUUGCCACCCCCACGGUGUGUGCGAUGCCGUCAGCGGACGCUGCUCCUGCCGGCCCGGCCGCUGGGGCCCCGACUGCAGCCGGAGCUGCAGCUGUUCGCACGGAGUCUGCGAGCCGGACACCGGCCGCUGCCGCUGUAAAGCAGGCUGGUGGGGUGCAGACUGCUCCCGGUUAUGCCAGUGCCGGCGGGAGAGCUCCGAGUGCGACCCGCAGACUGGCCGCUGCUCCUGCUCGCCGCGCUGGUGGGGUCGGCGCUGUAACAUCCCCUGUUACUGCGGCCAGUUGCCGUGCAGCCAGAGUGCCGGGGAGUGCCUGUGCCAGCCCGGCUGGUGGGGUAACCGCUGUGAACAGCCGUGCGCCUGCCUACAUGGCAGCUGCCACCCCCGCAACGGCCGCUGCGUCUGCCAGCCCGGCUACCGAGGCAGCGACUGCGGCGAGCCGUGCGCCGCCGGUACCUACGGAGCGGACUGCGAGAAUAGGUGUGGCCAUUGUAAGGGAGACCAGCCCUGCUCUCCCGAGGACGGGUCCUGCCUGAUGUGUGAGGCGGGUUGGACUGGGAGCCGCUGCGACCAGCUCUGCCCCGCCGGCUCCCACGGAGAGAGCUGUGCGGGCCAGUGUCCCCGGUGCCGGGAUGGUGAGCCCUGCAACGUCCACACAGGUCACUGUGCGGCCUGCGACCCGGGAUGGACGCAACCCAGGUGUGACACUCCCUGUGCGACUGGAACCUACGGCGCCGAAUGUCGAUCAUCCUGUCCGGACUGUUACCAUGGGACAUGCCACCACGUGACAGGGGAAUGCAUCUGCGAUGCGGGGUAUACCGGAGACAGCUGUAAUUCCAGCUGCCAGAUGGGAACGCACGGCGUGAACUGCUCGAUGAGCUGCCGCUGUCUGGGAGCGACGUGUGACCACGUGACCGGAAGCUGCCCUCUCAGUACGGCUGGAGUGGUGACAGCUGCCGUUCUCCUUUCGAUCCUCCUGUUCCUCUGCCUCCUCUGCUGCUGCUGUGGAGGUGAGGCGGACGAUCCCGAAGGCAGGGUCGUGGACAACGACAGUGGACCAAUAGCAAGGAUGAAGCAUCACGUCUGGUGUGUGCUCGCCAAUCUCCGCUCUCCUGCUUCCUGCUUCACCCUCGGCAAUCAGAAACUGCCAAAGGUUACAGUGUUGCCCCACGACGCCGACCUCACCCUGAACUGCAGCUUCAUUGACACCCCCUCGGCGGUCUGGGACUCGGACUCGUUCGACACGGACGACGAGGGUCCGGUGUAUUGCACCCCGCCCAUGGAAGAGAGUCUCCCGUCAGCACCAGGCAACACCUACCAGGAGCCGGGCUCCCGCUGUAACUAUCUGCCGGCCGAGACGGGGGAGGCGGCCAGCGAGGAGCGGCUGCAGCCGGUGCAAAUCCCCCGCACCUCCAGCGUGGCUGCUCCUAAGCGGCCGUCGGUCUCCUUCGCCGAGGGCACCAAAUUUGAGCCAGAGAGGCGCCGGGCCUCGGCGUCAGAGCCAGGCUCCCGCCCCCCGAGGAAGGCAAAGCUCUCUUGGAGGCUCAGCCGGUUGCUCAUGGCACCGGGGGAGCCGGCGGACCCCAGCCCCAGCCAUAGCCCGCUCGCCGAGCCCCGGGCCAGCGACCCCGGCGCUGCGCCAAGCUCCCCGGGCCCCGAGGGGAGCGACCCCGGUGCUACAGAAGGUCCACAGGCACCCUCAGGUGGCGAGGGGCCAGCGGCCGGGAAGAGGCCAAGGAGCUGGGGCCUCUCCCCGACAGGAGGGGUGGUGGCGGCCGGGACGGUGCGCGCGGCGCUGAGGAGGUUCGGCGGCUCCCGGCGCCGGCGGCGGGCAGGUCCCGCUGACCGAGGGGAGGGCACGCUCCGGGCCCAGCCUGGUCCCCAAGAGGGGCCCUCUGCGCCCGGGGCCAGCGGCAGCCUGAGCAGGAGGCCCCUCAUCCCCGCUACUCCCGUCCUCCGUAAAUUAGUGGCCAAUGUGGUCGUGGUCGAGGACAGCGGCGCCCGGCUGGGGGUGGUGAUCCCUAUUACUGCCCCCGCCCAGGACGGCUGCUCCCCCGAGGGGCAGCAAGCGCACGACAUGCCGGCCCCGCCUGACUCCUCCAGGUCGGCUGAGCAGGACCGCUGAUGAGAAGCGGCGAGUGGGGUUGGGUGUUGGGGUGCGUGUUUAUGUCCCGUGUCCGAGAAAGACUCCCCUUCUUUCUGCAGCGAGCAGCAGUCCGUAUGGGAUGCCCUCUCCGCAGCAAGGCAUAUCCCUGAGGGGAGUGGGGCUAGGAGAGCUGGAGGGGCCGAUGGGCCUGUGGGGUGGGUAAAGGUUGUGGAUACAAGGACAGAAGGGAGAGACCGGCUUUGGGCUCACUGAAUGCACAUAGUGGACUCACUAAUAUAGAAACCAUAGAAACUACAGCACAGAAACAGGCCUUUUGGCCCUUCUUGGCUGUGCCGAACCAUUUUCUGCCUAGUCCCACUGACCUGCACACGGACCAUAUCCUUCCAUACACCUCCCAUCCAUGUAUCUGUCCAAUUUAUUCUUAAAUGUUAAAAAAGAACCCGCAUUUACCACCUCAUCUGGCAGCUCAUUCCAUACUCCCACCACUCUCUGUGUGCAGAAGCCCCCCACAUAUGUUCCUUUUAAACCUUUCCUCCCUCACCCUUAACCCAUGUCCUCUGGUUUUUUUCUCCCCUUGCCUCAGUGGAAAAAGCCUGCUUGCAUUCACUCUGUCUAUACCCAUCAUAAUUUUAUAUACCUCUAUCAAAUCUCCCCUCAUUCUUCUACGCUCCAGGGAAUAAAGUCCCAACCUAUUCAACCUUUCUCUGUAACUGAGUUUCUCAAGUCCCGGCAACAUCCUUGUAAACCUUCUCUGCACUCUUUCAAACUUAUUUAUAUCCUUCCUGUAAUUUGGUGACUAAAUCUGAACACAAUACUCCAGAUUCGGCCUCACCAAUGCCUUAUACAACCUCAUCAUAACAUUCCAGCUCUUAUACUCAAUACUUUGAUUAAUAAAGGCCAAUGUACCAAAAGCUCUCUUUACGACCCUAUCUACCUGUGACACCAC
This is a messenger RNA of Mobula hypostoma (lesser devil ray), 3450 nucleotides long. RefSeq names its product scavenger receptor class F, member 1 (gene scarf1). Gene Ontology annotation, biological process: dendrite development; heterophilic cell-cell adhesion; neuron remodeling. Gene Ontology annotation, molecular function: low-density lipoprotein particle binding; scavenger receptor activity. The record is from RefSeq and is a predicted model, not a curated record. Gene Ontology annotation, cellular component: membrane. The transcript has 11 exons. Bases 90 to 2522 code for a protein of 810 amino acids. NCBI's taxonomy places the organism in Eukaryota, Metazoa, Chordata, Chondrichthyes, Myliobatiformes, Myliobatidae.